Molecule: messenger RNA, 380 nt
Organism: Salvia splendens (bonfire salvia)
Lineage: Eukaryota; Viridiplantae; Streptophyta; Magnoliopsida; Lamiales; Lamiaceae
Product: 60S acidic ribosomal protein P1
Exons: 3
Coding region: 6-314 (102 amino acids)
Biological process (GO): translational elongation; cytoplasmic translation
Cellular component (GO): ribosome; cytosolic large ribosomal subunit
Molecular function (GO): ribonucleoprotein complex binding; protein kinase activator activity; structural constituent of ribosome
Source: RefSeq, a predicted model, not a curated record
GAAAGAUGUCGGUUGGAGAGCUCGGUUGCACCUACGCUGCUUUGUUGCUCCACGACGAUGGAAUCCCGAUCACUGCUGAGAAAAUAUCGACCAUGCUCAAGGCUGCGAAUGUGCCUGUUGAAUCUUACUGGCCGGCUCUUUUCGCUAAGCUUUGCCAGAACAGGAAUGUUGACGAUCUUAUUUUAAACGUUGGUGCUGGUGGUGCUGCUGCUGUGGUCGCAGUCGCUGCGAAUGCUCCAAUUGCUGCUGAGGAGAAGAAGGAAGAGGAAGAUGGGGGAAGUGAUGAUGACUUGAUGUUCAACUUGUUUGAUUAAGAGAAUUUACUUUGAAUGGCAUUUUGUUCUACAUUUUUUGUUCUAGUGAAAGUUUAGUUAUGUCUU